AUGAAAGUCACGCCUCUACACCUGACCAUUUUUGACCUACAUCGCGUCGUCAUUCCAAUUCUUUACGGCGACGUUCUAGUGCCGCAGCAACCGCCGCGGACGACCAUAUGGGAGCCGUUACUCGUGGGCGGCUUGAUGAAGGCAACCAACCACGGACCCGAGCAUAUUCGUGACCUUCGAUUCGAUUAUCCCCGUGACAACCCCGGUAACCUUCCGGACUAUGUCUCUAAAUUGGUCAAACGCAUCCCCAGCGAUACGCUGCGUUCGGUCAAAUUUCUCGGUAGCUCGGAGACGCCGGAAGUCCCAUCCGAUUUCCUUGUGCACUUGAUGCGCAAUCAGCGCAAGCUGGUAGAAAUCGACAUUCGUUGGCCACCGGAAUUCAACGGUCAUUGGGAUGAGCUUGCUUCAGGAUUUCCCAUUCACGCUUUGACAACGCUGACUAUCGGAGUCAAAGAUGGAAUUACCGAGAAAAGCGUGAUAACCACGGCCGCUUUUCUUUCCACGGCAGUCAACGUUAGCAACGUAUCCAUCUACGGCGGACAGGGUGCCAGUAACGGACUGGAACGUGUGCUGGCAGUUGUUCAAAAGUAUGUUACACAGCUGUCCAAGUUACAGCUCAGGUCGUUCAAGAUCGCUGAGUUCGCCCGUGGGCUUGGACUCGCGAUCAAGACGUUGGUUAUGCUAUUCGACUUCUCGAAACUGAAGUCACUCACCAUCACGCGCUGUGACGAUUCAGAUUCGUUGUUCAAGAAGGUGUCGAUGCAACAGCCCCACCACAAAUACCUUGCAGAAGUAUCCAUCAAGAGGUCGCAUGGAAAUAUGGACGAACUCUCCAAAAUACUCCCCCAUUGCACGGCACUCGAGAGUUUGGAGUUGUACGAUGUGAUGCAUAUGCGCAGAGAACUUGACUUGGCGCAAGUACUUCCAUUCUUCAUCACUGGCAUUCACGGAAAGAUCUUCAACAUUCGCAAGCUAUUCCUACAUUCUAUCUACUGGUCAAUGAGCGCUGCCUAUUAUACUCGCGGCCCGGAUCUCAUCAAGCGCCUUUUAGAAGGUUGUCCGAAGCUCGAAGAGUUAAUGCUGGAUUUCCCUCCAUGGAUCCACGGUGAUAGGUCAUCCUGGAAUGUUCAACAGUCGCAAUUCAUGAGUAUCAUAGCCCACGCUCCACGGUUGCGUUUACUUAUCAACACCACCCAGGAUGCAUCUCGGCUCAAUGAGAAUCAGAGCAUUCUCACACAGAUUGAUCCUAAACCUCCAUCAUGGGUGUCCAAUCUCGAGCAGGGCUACCUUGCUCACCCCAGAACACAUCAGGAUGCAUGGAUGCAUAACAUGGUAUCUGAAAUGUUCCGUACAUUUGCGUUUACUAACCCCAAAUUGGAGGUUUAUGGAAUUAUGGAUCCGAGCCGUACCCGCUGGUUUGUCCGCCGUCCGGUAUUGAAGGCUACGGGGAAGGUCGAGACCGUGGUCGAGGAGAUCUGGCCGAAACGGAUGAAGUUCGAGAAGCCUGAAUACGAUUGGUCAUUUGGAUCGAAUGUAAUCUAGCAGGCUGACACUCGUCGGCAGAUGAAUGUGCAUGCGAAUGCGCAUGAGUUAUGCUUGAGAUGUGUUUCAAAGCGGUUUGCUGGGACCUCUUCUUUGGGCUAACUGGGUUUCUUCAAUGUGCAUACCUAUGUACGUAGGACUAUUAUUGCUGGGUAGUUAGAUCCUGCU
Aplosporella prunicola CBS 121167 is the source of this 1710-nucleotide messenger RNA. RefSeq lists its product as uncharacterized. The transcript has 2 exons. The coding region runs from base 1 to 1542 and encodes 513 amino acids. Lineage: Eukaryota; Fungi; Ascomycota; Dothideomycetes; Botryosphaeriales; Aplosporellaceae. The record is from RefSeq and is a predicted model, not a curated record.